AUGUCUCUGGGGGUGGUCUUUGGCAUCUCCGCGUUCUGCUUAUUCGGCAUCGUGCCUGUGUACUACAAAUCUCUGGACAACGUGCCAGCCGUUCAAAUCGCCCUCCAUCGUUUCACAUGGACGUUUCCUGAAACCAUGCUCCUCGUGCUCGUCUGCGGUCAAACGAAAUCGUUUUACAAACAAGCGUUCACGAAAUCCAACUUUCUGCUGUACGCUGGGUCAGGGAUGUCUAUGGGCGCCAGCACCGUCCUGCUCAUUUGGGCCGUCAACUCGGGCUACCUCCUCGAGGUGUCCCUCGGUGCCUUCCUCAACCCCGUGACCAUGGUGGUGGUGGGGGUGGGUCUCCUCAAGGAAAAACUGCGUCGGUGGCAAGUGGUGUCAGUUGCGCUGGCCACCAUUGGCGUCGGCAUCUUUGCGGUCGCGUACGGCAAGUUUCCAUGGGUGGCCAUUCUCCUCACCAUUGGCGACGGAAUUUACUCUUUGUUCAAGAAAAAGGCGCCGCUGACGCCGUUGCAUGGACUGGCGCUCGAAUCAGGCAUCAUGUUUCCGUUUUGCCUGGCUGGUACGAUCAUCCUGGAAAGCCAAGGGUUGGGUGUGUUCUCGCAUGGGCUGCUGCAAACCGACCUGCUUCUCGUGGGCACAGGCAUCAUGACGAUCAUCCCCGUGUUGCUCUUGGUCGCCGCGAUGCAGAUCACGCCGCUGUACGUGAUGGGGCUCAUGUCCAACCUCACGCCGACGAUCCAGUUCAUCUUAGGCGUGGCGGUGUACCACGAACCGUUCUCCAUGACCAGGUUGACGGGGUUCCUCUUCCUGUGGGUGUCCAUGGCAGUGUUUGGCCUCGACAGCUACUGGGCAUACAAGGAGUCGUUGGCGGACAAACACAAGGGGAUUGCCACGCCACAUAGCGACGAAUACACGGUGGACGUUGAAAAUGGUGGCUUUGACAAUAUGGACGGCAAAGUCCGUACUUUCAGCUUGGUCGAGUCCCCCGCCAUCACCAAAUAG
Molecule: messenger RNA, 1005 nt
Organism: Aphanomyces astaci
Lineage: Eukaryota; Oomycota; Saprolegniomycetes; Saprolegniales; Verrucalvaceae
Product: protein RarD
Exons: 1
Coding region: 1-1005 (334 amino acids)
Cellular component (GO): plasma membrane
Source: RefSeq, a predicted model, not a curated record